AUGAAUCUGUUUGGACCCUUACCGGCAUCAGAAAUUGAUUUAAAAUGGAUCUUUAUUGUUGAGGACCCGACGACCAGAUGGGUGAAACUCUUCGCGCUCAAAAACGCCACAGCCCAGGAGUGUGCGAAGACUCUCAUAGACGAGGUAUUCCUACGCUUCGGAUUUCCAAGGAGGCUCAUCAGCGAUAAUGGUUUCCAGUUUGUCAGCGCCGUCAUGCAGCAUACUACGUACUGUCUUGGAAUUAAACAACAUCUCAUCCCAGUAUACCACCCACAGGCAAAUCCAGUGGAGAGACGCAAUCGAGAUCUCAAGCCGCAAUUAGCUAUUCUGGUAGGCGAAAAACACACCACCUGGCCUGAGAAAUUACCUGCAAUAAGCCCAGCUUACCGCAACCUUGCACGUGAACUCAAGACAACGGAUGAUGUCUACAGGGACCUCAGGGCGAUUAUCGAAAAAGAAAAUCCUAUACCGGAUAUUACCCCCCAUCUGCUUGGAAUGACCAAAACCUUCAAACAAGUAAGAGAAACGCAAGAGAAACAACAGGACAAUCGAAAAAAGUACGCAGACAAGCUACGACGACCGGGUCGAGCAUACAACCCAGGAGACAGAGUAUGGGUAGCCACGCCUACCCUGAGUAAUGCUUAA
Molecule: messenger RNA, 645 nt
Organism: Ctenocephalides felis (cat flea)
Lineage: Eukaryota; Metazoa; Arthropoda; Insecta; Siphonaptera; Pulicidae
Exons: 2
Coding region: 1-645 (214 amino acids)
Biological process (GO): DNA integration
Molecular function (GO): nucleic acid binding
Source: RefSeq, a predicted model, not a curated record